This is a messenger RNA of Candidozyma duobushaemuli, 312 nucleotides long. It is a transcript of the gene RPS27, whose product is annotated as 40S ribosomal eS27 domain-containing protein. Gene Ontology annotation, cellular component: ribosome; cytosolic small ribosomal subunit. Gene Ontology annotation, molecular function: RNA binding; structural constituent of ribosome. NCBI's taxonomy places the organism in Eukaryota, Fungi, Ascomycota, Pichiomycetes, Serinales, Metschnikowiaceae. The record is from RefSeq and is a predicted model, not a curated record. The transcript is spliced from 2 exons. Gene Ontology annotation, biological process: ribosomal small subunit assembly; translation. Bases 1 to 312 code for a protein of 103 amino acids.
AUGUCUACAUCAGGAGCUAGUCGAAAAGAACUUCCAACAACCCUAGACGACCCAUCCAUGACUGACGACCUUCAAAGCAACUUGUUGCACCCAAACCCAGCUACUGAAGCUCAGAAACACAAGAAGAAGACCUUGGUGCAGGGCCCAAGAUCCUACUUCAUGGACGUCAAGUGCCAGGGCUGCUUGAACAUCACCACUGUCUUCUCCCACGCACAGACCGCUGUCACCUGUGACAACUGCUCCACUGUCUUGUGCACCCCAACCGGUGGUAAGGCUAAGUUGACCGAGGGCUGCUCUUUCAGAAGAAAGUAA